AUGCUGCACAAGUACUACCCACUGCCCAAAGGCAAGAGGAGUGAAGAUCGAGAGAAGAUAGUAGUGCGGACUCUAACAAUCCUCCGUGAGGAUCUCAUCAACCUUCAGGCACGUUUCAAAGGGCAGCAGGAAAUUGCCAUCGCGCUAAGAGAUGGAAUGUUCAACGCCAGUGGAGUCAUGGAAACGAGAGCAUCAACUCUCCUAGGAGAAAACAUAAAGCUGCUUACUUUCGAAGAAUAUCAAAAUGGUUAUACAUCAGUAAGACAACAAUCCCCCAAAAACAAUAUACCAAAAACCACCGCACUCACACUCAUCCUCACACCCACACUUACCCAAACCUAUAAUAAACACAAAAACACCAAUAUCAACACAAAUACUAAAACAAAACAAAACAUCAUCAAACAAAUACCUCUUGAUACUCUUCGCUCUUAUAGAAAAUUGCUGUGA
This is a messenger RNA of Sclerotinia sclerotiorum 1980 UF-70, 447 nucleotides long. RefSeq lists its product with no specific name. The record is from RefSeq and is a predicted model, not a curated record. The transcript is spliced from 3 exons. NCBI's taxonomy places the organism in Eukaryota, Fungi, Ascomycota, Leotiomycetes, Helotiales, Sclerotiniaceae. The coding region runs from base 1 to 447 and encodes 148 amino acids.